This is a messenger RNA of Phoenix dactylifera (date palm), 1826 nucleotides long. Its product is annotated as ZIP metal ion transporter family. Gene Ontology annotation, biological process: zinc ion transmembrane transport. The record is from RefSeq and is a predicted model, not a curated record. NCBI's taxonomy places the organism in Eukaryota, Viridiplantae, Streptophyta, Magnoliopsida, Arecales, Arecaceae. Gene Ontology annotation, molecular function: zinc ion transmembrane transporter activity. Gene Ontology annotation, cellular component: membrane.
GUCGCGUUCGAAGACGAGGCAUGCCUGGCGCCUGAGGUUUGGUCCGCACGACGGAAGGAGCAAGGCACCCGCGUAUUCCGAUCUCCAAGAAAACGGGGAGAACCACGCCAUCCCAGACGUGACCCACUCCGCAGUGGCGCUAUCUUACCUGCUCCACCGCCUUCCCCUCCCCCAAAACCACUCUCCUUUCUGUUCUAUAAAACCGACAUUCAUUAUAUAUACGUAUAUUCAACUCCGGUCUUCUUGCCUUCAUCCAAUCCUCGUUUCGCUCUCUUCCCCGCCGGUUUAUAAUUAAGCGUCUGCUUCGAGGCCUAAGGUUUCUUCGCCGAAGGGAAGAGGUCUUGAUGGAUCCCCAGGUCCUCGUCGCCCUCGCCCUCUCCCUCGUCGGCGGGUUGAGCACCUCUUUGGGUGCACUUUUUGUGAUUCUAAAUCAUGCUCCCAAUCUUAAGAUGCUUGGACUUUUACAGGGUUUUGCCGCUGGCCUUAUGUUGAGCAUAUCUUUUUUAGACUUGGCACAUAAUGCUCUGAACUCUAUUGGCUUCUUAAAAGGCAACCUUUGGUUUUUUGCUGGAGUUCUAUUCUUUGCUUUCAUCGUCAGUUUUAUCCCUGAACCAACUGUUGUUCCCAGAACAGAUGCAGACAACAAACAGAAAGAUGAUGAUGGAUCUGGAAAAGACCUUAUGAGAAAACAUCGUCGUCAAGUCUUUUUUAGUGGGAUAAUCACUGCAAUUGUUACAGGCAUUAGUUUGCACAAUUUUCCUGAAGGAAUGGCAGUCUUUCUAGGGUCAAUAAAGGGUCUGCGAGUUGGUCUCAACCUAGCUCUGGCUAUUGCUCUACAUAAUAUUCCAGAGGGUGUUGCUGUAGCCCUUCCUGUCUAUUUUGCUACUGACAGCAAAUGGCAAGCAUUCAAACUGGCAACACUUUCGGGUUUUGCUGAGCCGCUAGGUGUGCUUAUUGUAGCUUACCUGUUUCCCAGCAGUUUAGAUCCCGAGAUACUUGAAGGCUUACUUGGAGCAGUUGGUGGAGUUAUGGCUUUUCUGACAUUGCAUGAAAUGUUACCUCUAGCAUUUGACUAUGCGGGUCAGAAACAAGCUGUCAAAGCUGUCUUCAUUGGCAUGGCUUUCAUGUCUGCAAGCUUAUAUUUCUUAGAGAUCAGCUUGCCGAAGGAGAUGAGUUUGUAGCUCUGGAUGGUUCAUGACUUCUAAUCAUAAGCAAACAUGUUAUGCAAAUACCAAAAUCCAGACAGGUUCUUCCUAUGUUGCUGCCACAGUUAAUAUCAUGUGCCGCUGUCUUUUUUUAUCACAAAAUGUGGUUGCCAUCAGCAAAAUGAGAAGUGCAUCUCUUCUCCAGCAGUGAAAUUUGUACAUUCUAUACUCAUUAAAUUGUCAUACUUAUUUGCAAAACAUGGUCUACAUUUUCUUACUUUUGCUGAUAGGGCUCCUUCUUAGCCUACAUCUGAUGAACUGCCAUGGUAAAAGCAGUCAGUAACAAGUUGAACUGUGUAGGAGGUUGCUGAUUUACCCAGACGCAUCACAGCUGAUGUAGAGUUGUGUCAAGUUUCGAAGCCAUCGAGUUCUCUAAGACUCGUCAGUCCAAACCAGAUUGAGGAUAGCACUAUCAUCUGUUGAGAGAGAGAUUUUAACUCUUAAUUCUUCUUCUCUCCAUGCACCAUGAUAUAUUAUACGUUUGUUCACAAAAUAUUGACUCGUAUGAUGACAAAGCAAGCCUCUCUUUAGGGUUGUAGUUCUUGUAGACUGCAGCUGUGCUUGGUGCUUUCUAAAUGUUGGUUAUCAAUAAUAAAAAUCAUGUAUAAUUGUUUGAUAAAU